Hypoxylon trugodes is the source of this 1362-nucleotide messenger RNA. Its product is annotated as kinase-like domain-containing protein. Gene Ontology annotation, cellular component: cytoplasm; autophagosome. Bases 201 to 1037 code for a protein of 278 amino acids. Lineage: Eukaryota; Fungi; Ascomycota; Sordariomycetes; Xylariales; Hypoxylaceae. The transcript has 2 exons. The record is from RefSeq and is a predicted model, not a curated record. Gene Ontology annotation, molecular function: ATP binding; protein serine/threonine kinase activity. Gene Ontology annotation, biological process: peptidyl-serine phosphorylation; protein autophosphorylation; autophagosome organization.
AUGUUAUCCAUCGGAAUAACACCCACCGAUGUCACAUCCAGGUGCCCUGUUGAAAUAUUCAAUCGAGAAGAUAUGUGACUAGGAUAGAACAAUUCCUCAGGAGGUCCGGUGCCCUCCUAAGCGAAUAUAGGCCACGAAACCGGCGCCCUAUAGCUAUUGGCCGCGAAAUCGGGCGCGGAGCGUUCGGGACUGUGAGCAGGAUGUGGGAUGUCAGUAAUACGGAAGAGUGCGCACGUAAGGCGCCGACGACAGAGAGAUUUUUGAGAGAUGCAUGGCGUAAUGAGAUCGCUGCUAUGAGAGGAGUUCGGCAUGACAACAUUGUCGAGCUCCUUGACUGUGAUGAAGGACCGACACCCGCACUGUUCCUGGAGUAUAUACCGCGCGGUGGUUUGAGAGACGAAAUAGAGCGGCGCGAUUUAUCUUAUAGAGAAUGCUGCUUGCUCCUCCAAUGCUCAUCGGGUCUAGAAUACCUCCACGACAAAGGGAUUGCACAUCGCGACAUCAAACCGGAAAACAUUCUCGUCGAGGACCGCGGUAAUUGGCGGAAUCCCGACGAACUCUGGGUCAAGUUAUCUGACUUUGGACUGUCCAGGAUGGGCACUCUACAGACGCAUUGUGGGACAUUGAUGUAUGUCGCGCCUGAGAUACUAUACGGUGAAGGGGGGUAUUUAAAUUUUGUCGACAUCUGGUCCCUUGGAGUCACCGUAUUGGAAGUUUCAUACGAUCUCCCGCAUUUUAAUUUGGAUGCUCGAAGGGGUUCCGUGCAUAUGGCGUGGUGCCGGGCACUAGCAAGAGAAGUGAUGGAACUCGGUGAGCGACGGCCCCCGCGGGGACUAGCUAUUGUCCUCCAAGGAAUGUUGGUUUUUGACCAAACUAGUCGGAUGACGGCAUCUGAAACCGCCAUGAGGACAUCACAAAUUUUGUGUUUGAACGAGCAGGACCUGUUUCUGAAUCCAAACAGAAUCCAUUGCCAGCUUUUUCCCUGGGAGCAAGACGGAACCGGAGCCACUACCCCCUACGAAUUUCCCGGUACAUGAAUUCGAGGACUUUGGCCGUCGAAUUUGAUAUUCGGUCCCCUUCGUCCGACUAGUAGUAGAAGUGACUUAGCAGAAGGAUUUGGUGGUUAUAUAACCAUGGCUAUACCUAGACUUUUGUCUAAGAUAUCGGAUCCGACAUGUGCUUCGCAGUUGAGCGGGAGAUUAGAUGAAGAGUGGUGCGCAACUUUGGCAUUUGUCUAGAUUUAUGUUCUGGCGCCGCUAAAUGAGGUAGCGCUUUAGCUAUGAUCGCUAAAUAGAACUAGCUAUCUGAUGAAAAUAUGAGAUGAGCCAUCUUUCUAGAACAAUGUGAAAAUGAAAAAGACUA